UGCCUAGCUAAAAAGGAAAAAAAAAAAAUGGACAGUCAAUCCGAUUUCCAUCAGAUAGAGUCAAUUCGCCAGCACCUUCUCGACGAUGAAUAUUCUUCACUGGGGAUCAACACUAGCAAUUCAUCUGUAUAUUGCCAGAAUAUGAGCUUUAGCAAGCUCUUCUUGACAGGGAACUGGAGUGAUAUUCUUUUAAAAAUAGACAACUCCGCUCGAAUCGUGGCCUGUGACACUCGAGAACCAGAACCCUUUAAUAAGCAAAUCCAGUAUUGGGUUCCUCUGAACCCUAUUGAUUCAACAAUCACUGCCACAGCUAAGAUUAAGAAUGAGCCUGAGAAAAAUGUUCCGGGUGCAUCGCCCACGCCGGCACGAGAAAGGAGGAAUAAUUAUACGGGAGUGAGGAGAAGGCCAUGGGGGAAAUACGCUGCUGAGAUUAGAGACCCUAAGAAGAAUGGUGCAAGGGUAUGGCUAGGGACUUAUGAGACACCUGAAGAUGCAGCUCUGGCAUACGACCAUGCUGCUUUUAAGAUGCGAGGAGCCAAAGCUAAGUUAAAUUUUCCACAUUUGAUUGGCUUUAGUGACUAUCAACCUGUUAGGGUGACUCAUAAGCGCUCGUCGCCGUUAAUGCCGUCCUCCUCGUUAUCCUCAUCAUCAUCAUCGGCACCAUUGUCAUCUUUGUCAUGGGAACUGGAUGAUGGAUCCCCGAAACUGAAACGUAGAAUGAUUUAGGUUUAAUUCUUGUCAGGAUGGAUAAUAUUGACUGUACUGUUAUAUUGGCAAAUUGCCAAUUUGAUAGCCAAUCAUCGCAUGUGCACAUAUUGAAUU
This is a messenger RNA of Populus nigra (black poplar), 822 nucleotides long. RefSeq names its product ethylene-responsive transcription factor 13-like. Lineage: Eukaryota; Viridiplantae; Streptophyta; Magnoliopsida; Malpighiales; Salicaceae. Gene Ontology annotation, biological process: regulation of DNA-templated transcription; ethylene-activated signaling pathway. Gene Ontology annotation, molecular function: DNA-binding transcription factor activity; DNA binding. The record is from RefSeq and is a predicted model, not a curated record. The coding region runs from base 28 to 726 and encodes 232 amino acids. The transcript has a single exon.